UCUCGCUAACUAAAUUAUGUCUCAGACGCACGCAUGCGCGUUUUCAACAGGUGACGUCAAUUUAGUCCAGCGCGUCUGGAAAGUUUAAGGAAAGGGAAAUCUGUUCAUGAUAAACCUUGAAGAAAGCUAGCCAGCUAGCGUUAGCAUGAGUUGAGUCCUUCAGUUAAACUCGCAUUUAACAGACAAACUAACACUGUGGCGCACGUGAGCUUAGCGGGGGUCCUCGAGAUAGUAAAGUUAAAGGCUAAAGGCUCUCGGAAUGUAUUCUUUUAGCAAGUUUGCACCACACGGAUUUGUCAUUGGGGAAGCAGAGAUUCUAACCUACCUGUGGGAAUGGGGGGGGCACAUUGACGUGUAGCGCCAGCGAGCUAAGCUACGUCCGUGCUACCUUCACGUGCGCCCACGGUUUUAAUGAUAAGCGUACUGAUAAAAGUACUUUUAGCUGAGUUAUGACUAACUUCUGCCACGUUGUAUAAACGAAUAGAUUUAGUCAUAGACGAUAUUUAACAGUUCGUUUCUAUAAAUAGCUUUUGCAGUAUUCACUUAUUUAUAAAUAAUUCUAGACACACUAUAAACGAUUGGAUGCGUUUUGAACGUAUUUACAAUGUUAAAAGUGACGAGAUGCAUGUUAAAAAUAGUCCAUCAUCAAAAUAGAUGAAAAGUCCUGCAAUACAUCGUCAAAAACGUUAGUGGUGCACUGUUUCUGAACCCCCCCAAAAAAUAAAUAAUGUGCUAAUACGAUUUACCGACUGGGAAACAGUUACAAUCCCAGGAGCACGUGAAGGUAUCACGACUGCCGCAAACCGGUCUGUGGGUGAACGCGAAGCAGCCGCUCAGGUUCAGCUUCAGGUUCAGAGUAGUUUAGUAUGUGGCGGCUGGAGAGGGGCGGAAUCACAAGAGCCCGAUUGUUUCCUUCAUUUACUGAGGAGCACAGGGCUGCCGAGACGACCUACACAAAUUCUCCAAGCUGAAGCAACCAGCCAGCUGAAUGCAAACCCUGUACACUCUGCUGUGUCUGGGCCUGGUGGGGGCGCUGCAACCAGCUGAGCGCCUGACCCGAAAAGCCAUUCAGCUCCAUCGUGGCAGGGGAAUGGCGUCUUCCGGCGGGCAUCGCUGGGUGGCUGAGAACUGCCGCCGCCUCUCGAGCCUCCUGCGACAGAAGAACGCCGCCGUCCGGAAGCUUGAGGCAGCAGCUGCAGCGGCGCUGCGUGACCAGACGCUCUCGGAUGCUGAGCGACUCUUCCAGGUGCACACGCUGGAGGUGUUCCAGAAGGAGCUGAAUGAGAGCGAGCGUUCCCUGUUUGAGGCUGUGCUCGGUCUUCAACGUGUGCUGAAAGGUGACUUCGGUGACGUGGCGAACAUGAAGGAAAGCAGCCGCCAGAGGCUUGAAGCCCUCAGGGAGGCCGCCAUUAAGGAAGAGCAGGAGUAUGUGGAGCUGGUGGCAGCUGAGAAACACCAGCAGGAGGCACUGAAGGUGGCUCAGGCACGAAAUAAGACCCUGUCCAUGCUGGACGAGAUUCUUGAGGACGUCAGGAAAGCUGCCGACCGCCUGGAAGAGGAGAUCGAGGAUCACGUCUUUGACAACAACAAGCAGAUGAAGGGGGUCAACGUGGAGGCAGUCCUGAGGGUGGAGGAAGAUGAAGAGGACAACAAGAGGAAGAAUUUGUCGUGGCAAGUAGCAGAAGGUGACCUGGGAUUGAGCAUGCUCAUUGAUUCACAGAACAACCAGUAUGUACUGACCAAACCCCGGGAUUCUACCAUUCCACGUGCUGACCACCACUUCAUCAAGGACGUGGUGUCAGUGGUAAUGCUGUCCCUGCCCUGCGGCUGGCUGUGCACACUGGUUGGACUGCCUCCUAUGUUUGGCUACAUAGUUUGCGGGAUACUUCUUGGUCCCUCAGGGCUUAACAGCAUUAAGUCCAUGGUUCAGGUAGAGACGCUGGGGGAGCUGGGUGUGUUCUUCACACUCUUCGUAGUUGGCCUUGAGUUCUCUCCUGAGCGAUUGCACAAGGUAUGGAAGAUCUCUGUCCAGGGCUCCAGCUACCUCAGCCUCCUGAUGGUGGGGGCGGGGCUUCUUUGGGGAAAGGUCUUCAGACUCCACCCAAUUCAGACUGUCUUCAUUUCCAGCUGUCUGUCUCUGUCCAGCACUCCUCUCGUGUCACGCUUCCUUUCUGGCGGGUCCAGAGGGGAUAAGGAAGGUGAACUGGAUUAUAGCAGUGUUUUACUGGGUAUGCUGGUGAUGCAGGAUGUUCAGUUGAGCCUUUUCAUCGCGAUCAUGCCAACUCUUAUCCAGGCAGGAAGUGGAGGGAAUGACAGCGCUCUGAUUGGAGGAUUGCGUGUACUGGUGCUGUUGGCUCAGAUCAUCGUCUCCUUCGCCGUGGUGCUGCUGAUCUGCUGGCUCCUCAGGUCUCAUCUGAUUGGUCCGUUCUACAGAAAGCUCCACGCUGAGAGUAAAGGGAACAAAGAGAUCCUUGUGCUGGGGACUGCAGCCUUUGUAUUCCUAAUGCUCACAGUAACAGAUUUUCUGGAAGUUUCCAUGGAGCUUGGCUGUUUCCUUGCAGGAGCACUCAUCUCCUCACAGGGUCACAUGAUCACCAGCGAGGUCGUGACCUGCAUUGAGCCGAUCAGAGACUUCCUGGCGAUUAUUUUCUUUGCAUCUAUAGGGCUGCAUGUCUUCCCGACGUUUGUUCUGUACGAAUUAACCAUCCUACUGGUUUUGACCCUGUCAGUGGUGAUCAUGAAGUUCGUCAUGGCAGUGCUGGUGCUGACUGCAAUCCUUCCCCUGGGCUCCCGACACAUCCGCUGGAUUGUAUCAGCCGGACUGGCGCAAGUCAGCGAGUUCUCCUUUGUCCUGGGCAGCCGAGCUCGCCGGGCCGGGAUCAUCUCAAGAGAGGUGUAUCUUCUCGUACUGAGCGUCACAACAUUAAGUCUGCUGCUAGCACCUGUGCUAUGGAGAGCUGCGACUCUCAAAUGCAUCCCUCGGGUCGAGAAGAAACCGUCCACCUGACCCAUACUCGACAUGACGAGGCUCGCUCUUUACUCAUAUGGGAGAUUGUUGUACUGUAAGGGUUGUAAGCCAAGGCACCUUUCGGCUUUGACGCAAAAUUGGAUCAUUUUUGUGUCCCAAGCCCCCCCGCCCCCGAGACAAAGAGACUGCCACGGCCCACGUUUCUAAUGAGGACCAGUGUAUAAGCGUAUUUCGAAAGCCUUAUUCACGGAGCAUAAUUAGACAAUAAUGAAAAGAAAUCGCACAAUAAGUUGAGAUGAGACUUGAAUCUAUUUAUAGUUGCGACUUACUGUGUUUCCAGCUCUUUAUUGCAUCUAUUUAAACUGUAUUUAUCCCUGUAGUUUUGCAAGCUGAAAGCCGUUCUGCUCGUAUAAGGAAGUGCCUUGACGUCAGCUGAUGUCAACAGAUGUACCAAAUAACUCCAGUGGGCGACGUACAUACCAGUUUGUCUAGUUGCACCAGCCUUUGAAAUCUCAACAGAUUUUUGCAUGUGUAUACAUUUGCACAUUCUUAUUGACUGUUAUAAAGGUCAGUGGCGUUCUGGGCUGAAGUCACAUUAGAGCAGGAAAAAAAAAAAAAAACAGCAAACACAUUCCAGCGCUGUCAUGUUUAUUAUUUCUGAAGUGACCACUGUUCGAUGUGGCAAUGUGUACUGUUCAUGAGCAUCCAAUAAAUGAUUUUUUUGGGAGUCUGUAGGUGAUGUGAAGGCCAGGGUUGACACUAAUCAGAUGAAGGAGGUGGCCAUGUUGUCUUGUUAAACUAUGCGCUGUAAUUAGUAGAAAUGGCUGAUGUAAAGAGUACAUAAAUAUGAGAUUGUGUCAUAUUAAAAGGAAUUAUGAUUUA
Molecule: messenger RNA, 3850 nt
Organism: Hemibagrus wyckioides
Lineage: Eukaryota; Metazoa; Chordata; Actinopteri; Siluriformes; Bagridae
Gene: slc9d1
Product: transmembrane and coiled-coil domains 3
Exons: 13
Coding region: 989-3007 (672 amino acids)
Biological process (GO): proton transmembrane transport; potassium ion transmembrane transport
Cellular component (GO): membrane
Molecular function (GO): potassium:proton antiporter activity
Source: RefSeq, a predicted model, not a curated record